This is a messenger RNA of Acaulospora morrowiae, 1728 nucleotides long. NCBI's taxonomy places the organism in Eukaryota, Fungi, Glomeromycota, Glomeromycetes, Diversisporales, Acaulosporaceae. The record is from the annotation of a GenBank genome assembly.
AUGAAAGAUAUCACUUUUACCACAUCUGACUGCAUCUCAAAACCUCUAGAGGUGGUAAAAACCCUUAUUGGAGAAUCCAAUUCGGCUGAAGCUUCCUCCAAAAAGGAAUAUGACGUUCCCACCUUUUUUCAAAAUGUUUUUGCAACAGAAGAGAGCAUGUUUGAAAUACCCUCGUUGAACGAUACUCACUUUUCCGACAUUCCUCAUUGUACACUCGUCCGAUUUCGAGCCAUGAUACAAAAUACCGGAUUGGGACAUGAAAUGUUCGUGAGCUCUUAUGAAACAUUAGGUCAUGAUGGUCAUAAGCAAUGGAAAUUUAACAAAUACUCCGAUGACAUGGAUGUGAAGGAUGAAAUCUUAGAUUUAAAUGCACCAGGCAACCAAUUUGACGAAAGACAUCUAUAUUACUGCAACUACGCCUACAAGAAGCGUGAUUCUUCCUCCAUUGGAAUAGAAUCAAGCAUUGAAGCUAUCGUGAGAUCAACGGCAAAUCUAAAUUUAAACAAUGACAAGGGAACCAAUAUUGGAUUAGAAAAACUCGCGUCUAAAUUUCCUUUUCCCAAUGAAGAUCAUGUGGCGGCCAUAGUUAAGAUUUAUGACAAAGAUGAUUCUCUCAAAGUGACGGAUGUGGUUGAGUUUAUUGGUGUUCUGGCGCAUCCCAGCAAUGAAAUGGAUUCGCAAGGAGAUGAAUUCAGUCUCGACGCGGUAUUUUCAAGUAUUCCUUGUCUCCACGCAAUAUUUUAUAGAAACGUAUACCCUUCAGGAAAUCCAUUAGAGUCGCGUUUGACAGAUCUUAAUGUAAUACAAAGCCAAGCAAAUCGCACAAGAAGUUCUUUGCUACAAUACAUUUCAUCUGCUUUGGGAGGAGAUGAAUUGGUAGCUGAAUUUGUGUUGCUACAACUCUUAUCCAGAAUAUAUAAUCGACGUAAUGGUCUCACCCUUGGCAAACUUGUCUUGAACAUCAGCAAUGUACCUUCAACUUGUAUUAAUACAGAAGAAAAUUCCCUUUCGUCUGGGCUAAUUCACUCUAACCAAUAUUCUAAACGCAUUGCCGCGGUCCUUGAAUCACUCUUACCAAAAUAUCACGACCUUCCACUGACACUUUCAACCUUAAAUGAACUUUAUUAUUAUCCGCGAAGUAAUGAAGAGUUGGAUUCCGGAGUAUUUCAAGUUAGUCAGGGAACCUGGUUUUUGAUUGACGAAACUGUCAUGAAGGAGGGCAAGCUUGGCGAUAUCGGUGUCCGUAAUUUACAAGUAUUAAACGAAAUACUCGAUAACCAAAAACUCAAAUAUACAUUCCCCUUUAAUGAUUUUGAACUUGAGACUGACAUUGGAGUAAUCAUAUUGUCUGAUGCUAAAUCAUUUCUACCAGUUGAUUGCAUUAUUCCUUUGUUAGGAAAUCCAGAAGAGACUUUGAUGUUAGACGUUCGAGAGGAUUUACUUAUAGAGUUUAGAAACUACCUUAGUAUUCUUCGUUGUGCUGAAUUUUCAAUUCCGGAUGACGUUUCGGAGUAUAUCCAAAAUGAGUUUGUUCGUCAAAGAAAAAACGCUUCAAUAAGUGGUCAUCCCUUAAUGACUCAAGCGGACCUUUUAUUGCGCAUGACCUUGGCAAGGUUGGUCACACUGAGUUUCGGUCGAUUAGAGUUAACUACCGAAUUAUGGGAUUAUACGCAGAAACUAGAUGAACAGAGAAAACAGCGUAUUGUAAAUUUUGAACAAAGGCCAUGA